Molecule: messenger RNA, 1733 nt
Organism: Cottoperca gobio
Lineage: Eukaryota; Metazoa; Chordata; Actinopteri; Perciformes; Bovichtidae
Product: DNA damage-inducible transcript 4-like protein
Exons: 3
Coding region: 199-780 (193 amino acids)
Biological process (GO): negative regulation of signal transduction
Cellular component (GO): cytoplasm
Source: RefSeq, a predicted model, not a curated record
AGCUGGAGGAAGGUAUAAAUAUUGCUCAGAAGUUUUGUCAGCUGCAGUGUGUAUGUAUGUCAGUGUUUAUGUGUCAGUGUGGGGAAUGUAUUUAUGAGAAACCGUCUGAACUAAAUUAUUUUUGCACUAUAUAAUAUUUAAGCUUUUGCCAAAACCACAGGAAAACAGCGCACUCCUGGAGAAAAGGAGACUGUCACCAUGGUCGCCACAAGCACAUUGAAGACCAAAAGCAGCGAAUGUAUUUCAGAGCUGGUUGAUCGAAGAUAUAAGCAGGCUUGCAUUGAGAAAGAACUGGAUUUCUGGAAUCACUGCUUGGCUGAACCCCAGAGUAAUGCAGCUGUCACUGAAGACAGAACCUGUCAACAGCUGGCCAAGAUGUUUGAAAACUGCUUGUCACGAGCCAAGAAGACAACGCUGCACUGCUCCUCUGUGCUGGUCCCAGAGAAGCUCACGCAGAGAAUCGCCUGUGAGGUCCUGAGACUGGCGUCCUGCGAGCCCUGCGGCCUGCGUGGAUGUGUACUCUACGUCUACCUGGAGAUGGACAAGGGCUGCAAGCGGCUGGAGCGCAUCGUGUACGACGCCACCGUGGUGCCUACAUUUGAGCUGACUCUUGUGUUUAAGCAGGAUGGCACCGCCUGGCCCAGCCUGCGGGACUUCCUUUUCAUGGGAACCUGCUUUGCCCCGACUUUUAGGCACGUACUUAAACUGAGUCCAGGUUUCCGACUCGUCAAGAAAAAGCUGUACUCCUCCUCGGCUGGUACCGUUGUAGAGGAGUGCUGAACUAUAUAGAAGAGUGGAAUAUUGGGUUUCCUGUGGGUCAAAGCACUUCUUCCCAAAUAUAAAUGACACUCUAGUGGUGUCGUAUUUUCUAGUGUUUUUGUACAUUACAGUUUGAGUUCAACUAUUAGUAGCCAGUCGGUUCAGUUUGGAACUUGGGUGUAAAGUUAAAAUGCAUAAAUGAGCCUGACAGUCUGCUUUGGCUUCAGUGUUUCAAAAAGCAUUCUUUUAUUAUCAAAAUUGUUUAGUUUUUUCUUCUAAUCCGAGCUUUUGUUGCUAAACCACAAUUUUAAAUUGUAAAUUUUGCAGAUGAAUGUAAAACAAUGUUCACAUUAACAUGUUUGAGAGGGACAUACUGUGGGUACACUUUAGUUAAAGACACCAGCCACUUUGCUGAUGCUUCUGUGUUUCCAGAUGCAUUGAAUGUGUUGAGCUGCCCUAAACUCGGCUGAGCUUGAUGAAUGGGAGACUGAAAGUUAGUCUUUGGGGGCCAUACUGUAGCUUGUUGUGUAAGGCUGUGUUUAGGGCUGCGGAUGUUUUAAGAUUGAAUGUCUUGUGGAGAUGCUGCUGUCAUGGUGUGAGAUUCUAACAUUAAGGGAAUGUGAAUGCCUUAAAUGUUAUAGAAAUGUAAAUGUGUUUCACUUGGAGCUAUGGAUUUGUGUGUUUAGUGUAAAUGUGUUUUAUUUUUAUACCCCCUCCCCCAAACACGCCCUUUCAAUGCCGAGCCUUUAUAGAUUAUUAAAAGGAUGGUUCACCCAAAUGUAAAAGCUUCUUUGAUUUUUAUCUACUUUGUUAACUUGUGCAAAGAAGUUACUGGAGGUCCAGCUAGUAAUUUGAUGGUGAAUUCCAUACAGUGCUUUUUUUUUUUUUUUUUUUUUUUGUGUUUAAUGCCAUUCCUGUUCCUGUUGAAGGAAACUAGGUCUUGUCUAUUAGACAAUAAAACAAUUUAAACCUUA